Messenger RNA from Lathyrus oleraceus (garden pea), 483 nucleotides. RefSeq lists its product as uncharacterized. Gene Ontology annotation, molecular function: RNA-DNA hybrid ribonuclease activity; nucleic acid binding. NCBI's taxonomy places the organism in Eukaryota, Viridiplantae, Streptophyta, Magnoliopsida, Fabales, Fabaceae. The record is from RefSeq and is a predicted model, not a curated record. Bases 1 to 483 code for a protein of 160 amino acids. The transcript has a single exon.
AUGAAAUUUGACUUUCCUGAUGAGGGCAUCAUGUUCAUUCGAGAUUGCAAUAUCCCAGUCCCCGACGAAGGACUCGAACCAGGAUCAUGGUGGAGGCUCAUGUUCGACGGUUCCUCUAAUGCAAAAGGUCAUGGGAUAAGAGAAAUUAUCACAUCUUCGACUAUUUUGCACAUUCCAUUCAUCGCUAGAUUAUGCUUUGACUGCACCAACAACAUGGCAGAAUAUAAGGCAUGUAUCUACGAUAUUGAAGCAAUUAUUGACUUGAGAAUUAAGAUUCUUGAGUUGUAUGGAGACUAUGCUUUAGUAAUCAGUCAAGUUCGAGGAGAAUGGGAAACUCGGGAUAAGAAGUUGAUUAUGUACAGAGAACACAUGGUGAAGUUGAUUCCCUAUUUUGAUGAAAUCACUUUUCAUUAUAUCCCAAGGGGAGAGAAUCAGUUAGCCGAUGUUUUAGCUACUUUUCCAUCCAUGUUUAAAUUCAAGUGA